Bombina bombina (fire-bellied toad) is the source of this 1540-nucleotide messenger RNA. Its product is annotated as alpha-1,4-N-acetylglucosaminyltransferase-like. Bases 119 to 1144 code for a protein of 341 amino acids. The transcript has 3 exons. The record is from RefSeq and is a predicted model, not a curated record. Gene Ontology annotation, biological process: protein O-linked glycosylation. Lineage: Eukaryota; Metazoa; Chordata; Amphibia; Anura; Bombinatoridae. Gene Ontology annotation, molecular function: acetylglucosaminyltransferase activity.
AUAUGGGAGAGUAAAAAUGACACAGAAGUUCUGAAUAUUGAGUAGUCAGAUUACUUGACUGUUAUAAGAUCAAAAGGUUUUUCUAGUUUAUCUGCAGCAGCAAGAUUGAUCAACAGAUAUGUUAACCAAGAAAAAUACCAUACGUAUCUUUGGUUUGUUAUUACUCAUGAUAGGCAUAGGCUACAUAUAUAAAGGGAUUUUUAAAGAGAGCACCUCUUUUAUACCGUUUGUUGAUAUUUUCUCAAAAGAAAGCACAAACCUAAAUAUUUUAGGUUCAAGCAACCCUCUAAAUCAAGGAAAUGGCAUCAUAUUUCUGGAGACCAGGGACGUAUUGACACCAACUCAUUUAGUCACAUGCGCUGUUGAAUCAGCAGCCCGUGUAUACCCUGAUCGCCCUGUCGUUCUCUUCAUGAAAGGAUUGGUCAAUGUAACUUUAGAAGAUGAUCAAAAAAAAGUACGGGCACGUUUUCCAGCUCUCUCAUCAUUUGAGAAUGUCUACAUUUUCUCUUUGAAAAUGGAGGAAAUAUUUAAGGAUACACCUCUUUUCUCCUGGUAUUUAAAGGUUGAUCCUAAAUCGGAACGCUAUUGGAACCAUGUCAGCGCAGAUGGUUGCAGAUUGGCCCUAAUUUGGAAAUAUGGCGGCAUGUAUAUGGACACAGAUAUCAUCUCAUUUAAAGCAGUUCCAGUAACAAACUUUCUGGCAGCUGAGUCCUCCAUUCAUUCUAGUAGUGGAGCUUUUGGCUUUUCUCCCCAUCAUGAUUUCAUCUGGAAAUGCAUGGAAGACUUUGUCCGUAACUAUAAGGGAGGGGUUUGGGGACAGCAAGGUCCCUUAUUAUUAACAAGAAUUCUGGCACAAUUCUGUUCUCAGCAUAAUUUUAAGGCUUUGGAGGAUCUCAUGUGUGGAAACAUCACUUUCUUGAAUCCUGUACGGUUCUACAAAUUACAUCUGUCAGAUUCGAGAAAGUUCUUUGAAGUUUGGAAAGUAUUGCCAGAUUUUAAUGAUUCUUAUGGUUCACAUUUUUGGAACUACGUGAAUCAUGUAAAUGUAAAACAAUUUGUGAUUCCUGGAAGCAACACAUUAACCGAACAUCUUUAUAAAGAGUUCUGUCCAAACACUUAUGAAACUCUUAAAACUAAAAUAUAAUUAUUUUAUCUGCUUAAAAAUAUUCCAGGUACUGUGUAUUUGUCAAACAUCCACUUAUAGAUUUUGUUUUUCUAAUUGUUCAUAAAAACCAAGGCAAGAACAUUACUAUAAAUUGUGUGAAUGUAAACAGGUCUCUAAAACCUGGUAGUAACAUGUAAUAUGUUUACAAAGAUUGUUAAAAUAUCUCAGAAAUGUUCUAAACUUCAAGAUAGCUGUUGUUUACCAGCUUUUAAACACACACAUACACAUAUAUAUGAACACAUAGACAACAUGCGUGUACUUCUACACAUUUUAAAAAUGCACAUAAUGCCUAGAUCUCAAUUUAUAUAGCUAAGUGAACAUGUCUUUCAAAUGGGAUCUCUAUGUUGUAUCUGUGAAAAGAAAUGUUAAUCAGAA